GAGACCCUGACCGACUCUCGGGAGCACUCGGGUCCGUGGGGUCGUUACUCCACAAGCUGCCCUGCGGGCUUUUUUAUAUCAUUAUUAUAGUUUUUUUAUAUAAUUCGACAUUAAGAGACCAUAUACAUAUAGUUGUAAUUUAUAAAAUGGUUAAUGUAUUGUUAUUAUUUUGACGUAUAAAAAUGCCCUUGUGGCCUAUUUGCUGAAUAAAUGUUGAAGAAGUUGAAGAGCGGAAGUCAUUCCUUAUUUUUGUAAUAAAAAAAUGUUCUGAAGGUGUUUUGUUUUUUUUCACCCGUCGCUUAAUAAGCUUGAAUUUUGUAUCGCUCUCACUUAUAGAUACGGCGCACCAAGGUCGAGGUGCAGUGCGGUAGUGUGUUACAGACUUCAGGGUUAGCAACACAACAAAAUUGAUUGUAAUAGAGAGGUAAAGUCCAAGAAAAACACGUACACUUAUUCUGACAUCCAAAACAGAUGGCGCUGUACUGCGCCAUGUGUUUUGCGGUCACUAAGUUGUCAAACGUCAACUUUUGAAAAUCAGUGUUACCGCAAAAAUCGCAAUAUGUAUUGAGUAGUACAGCGUCAUCUCGUUUACCUGUCAAAUUUGAAGCACGAAAUUGUCCUAGACUCCACACAUCUUACUAAAUCAAAGUAUCUUUUCACAUAACAAUAUACUAAUAAAGAAUUUUUAUUUAUUUACUUACUUCCUAUUAAAACAUAAACUCCACAAAUAAUACAUACUUAGUAUUUUAAAUAAAAUGAGCCGAGAACGUUAAAAAGGUAUCGAUGUAUCGAUAAAACCUAGUAACAGUAAAAAUCUUCUGGGCAGCACUAAAACCGCCAUGUUUAGUUCUAAGAUGACGUCACAGUGGCACGCAUUAUUCGUUGACGUUUCACUUCCAUAGGUUUCAUAUUUCAGUGGAUGUCGUGCUUUCCUAAUUUUUUUUAUUGUUUUUUGAGCCCUACACAGUACUUUUGAUCCAGAUAAGAACAGAAUAAAUACUAAGCAUGCAAGAAUCUGACAACGAGGUUGCAGAUACAGGGCCCGUCGAUAAUGCAUGGGCUAUGAAAAUACCCAAGUUCACCCCAGAGGAUAACCCUCAUGGUCUGUUAGAAGAAAGUAAAUUUGCAACCUUAUUCCCUAAAUAUCGUGAACAGUACCUGAAAGAAUGUUGGCCUCUUGUGCAGAAAGUGUUAAAGGAACAUCACAUUGUCGCCGAAUUGGAUCUUAUUGAAGGUAGCAUUAUUGUUAAAACUACGAGAAAGACUUGGGACCCCUAUAUAAUAAUAAAAGCUAGAGAUUUAAUGAAGCUAAUGUCCCGAAGCGUCCCGUUUGAACAGGCAGUCAGGGUUCUAGAGGAUGAAAUAGGAUGUGAUAUUAUUAAAUUAAACUCAUUUGUGCGAAAGAAGGAAACCUUUUUGAAAAGACGGCAGCGAUUGAUAGGACCAAAUGGAGUGACUCUCAAGUCUAUCGAACUACUGACCGAGUGUUACGUACUUGUUCAAGGCAAUACUGUGUCCGCGGUUGGCCCAUACAAAGGUUUAGUUCAGGUCCGACGCAUAGUAGAGGAUACCAUGAAAAACAUCCACCCAAUGUAUAACAUAAAAAGUUUAAUGAUUAAGAGAGAACUAAUGAAAGAUCCUAGGCUAAAAAAUGAAAGCUGGGACAGAUUCCUGCCAACAUUUAAAAGCAAAAAUGUGCCAAGGAAACAGCCUAAAAAGAAAGUUCAGAAGAAACCUUACACUCCGUUCCCACCGCCUCAAGCAGAGAGCAAAAUUGACAAGGAGCUGGCUACUGGGGAGUACUUCCUCAAGGAUGAACAGAAGAAGGCUAAGAAGAGGCAUGCCAGAGAGGAGAAACAAGAACAAAAUAAGCGGGCUCGUGUGGAGCAGCGGCAGAAGGACUUCAUUCCACCGGAAGAGAAAUCUGUUGCUCCCUCUACAUCCACAGAGUCUACAGUUGAUAUCCAACAGUUUAAGGCUAAAAUGAAAAAGUUCUCUAAACAGCAUAAAGGACUGAAAAAAUCUAAGGCAAAGGAAGAUGGUCAAUAGGAUAAAGUUAAAGUGGAAAGUGUAUACACUGUAUUUUCUAGAGAAACAUUUGAAAGUUUACUAACUUGUUGAAUU
This is a messenger RNA of Cydia splendana, 2124 nucleotides long. RefSeq names its product KRR1 small subunit processome component homolog (gene dbe). The transcript has a single exon. Lineage: Eukaryota; Metazoa; Arthropoda; Insecta; Lepidoptera; Tortricidae. Gene Ontology annotation, molecular function: RNA binding. Gene Ontology annotation, cellular component: nucleolus; small-subunit processome. The record is from RefSeq and is a predicted model, not a curated record. The coding region runs from base 1006 to 2049 and encodes 347 amino acids.